UCGUUUGAGGUUUCUGGGCCUAAUGGUUGUGUGGACGGUUGUGAUUUUUCGCGACCCCUUCGUGCUAUCCUCUUCUGCCAGUGUUCUUGCUUCCGUGAACUCGUCAGCCGAGUGGUACCGCAAAGAUUGGCCUCAAUUGUUGACUGGCCGCCGAGGUCACUGAGCCUUCAGACGGGCUUAACUUCGGACUUGAAAAAUGGCAUUCAAGUGUUGAGCACUUUGGUACAAUUCAUAGUCCGACGAAAGUUGUCGAGCCUGAUGCUGGUGUAG
Protopolystoma xenopodis is the source of this 270-nucleotide messenger RNA. Lineage: Eukaryota; Metazoa; Platyhelminthes; Monogenea; Polystomatidea; Polystomatidae. The record is from the annotation of a GenBank genome assembly.